Penicillium bovifimosum is the source of this 4464-nucleotide messenger RNA. RefSeq lists its product as uncharacterized. Lineage: Eukaryota; Fungi; Ascomycota; Eurotiomycetes; Eurotiales; Aspergillaceae. Gene Ontology annotation, cellular component: nucleus. Gene Ontology annotation, molecular function: metal ion binding; ATP binding; ATP-dependent chromatin remodeler activity. Bases 1 to 4464 code for a protein of 1487 amino acids. The transcript has 5 exons. The record is from RefSeq and is a predicted model, not a curated record. Gene Ontology annotation, biological process: protein polyubiquitination; DNA damage response.
AUGGGUGUCGUGGUGGAAGAACUCGCGCUGCCUGACUCAGUCCUCCGGCCUCUACGCGACAAACUCCAAAAGUUCGAUAUAUCGAAUCCCGACGAACGUCCGGCCAAGCGGCGCAAGACUGUGAGAGGUGGAUCAAGGAGCCUGACUACAGAAAAUGGAGUAUCGGCAACAGGCAUACCUCUAGGAUAUAUUCCCCUGGCACGGUUAACACUGCGCAUGAAACCAUCGGAGAAAAGCAUAUCCAAGCCCGAAGAGACCUAUAGACCGAACCUGUCAACCCUUCAAACCCCAGUUAUCAUAGAUUUUCGAAGCGUUUCAUCGCCCGACGAAGAAGUUAACAACCAGCCACGAUUGAACUUGGCUGAUGGCGAGGCCGAUCUUCUGUCACCAGUAAUAUCUCGACUCAAUGGGGAGGAAUUGAUACUAUAUACUUGCCAGGAUUCGCGAUUGCUGGAUGUCCUUGCGCAACUUCGGCGCGCUAGCAGACUUGCUCAUGUGGAUCGCUUCUUCAACCAGGUGCCCACAGCCUGCUACCAAGCCCAUCUUUCUGCCUCGUUAGAUGAUGACACUGUUGUCCUCAAUACGGUUGUUCUGUGGAAAGAUUCGAUAGAAGCUCCAGAUCUUAACCGCUUAGGGGAAGCAGAUCUUGAAGCUUUUACGACGUACGUCCUGCAGGAACGAUGUGUUCCUCCCCCAAGUUCAGCCGGGCCUCGCGAAUAUCGGAACAGGAUGUUGGGGACCCCCCGAGAAUGGCCUACUCGUGAAUUUUACAACAAUGUUCACGUUCCCCGGGCCGAAGAAAGUGCUGCGGAAAAUCUUCGAUGUCCUGCCCUUGAAUGUAAGCUGUUUCCAUUCCAGGCAAGAGCGGUUUGCUGGCUCUUGCAGAGGGAAGGGAUGGAAAUCCGACAGAACGGCGAGGUUGUGCCGAUGAAGGAGAUUUGUAAAAGUGACCUUCCGGCAUCUUUCCAUCCCAGGGAAGAUGCCGAUGGACGGACGUACUACUUCAGCCAACUGUUUAUGGUCCUGACAAGGGACCUUUCCCAGUGGUAUGAUGCCGGACAUCAUUUGAAAGGCGGAAUUCUUGCAGAGGAAAUGGGUCUAGGCAAAACGGUCGAAAUGAUGGCAUUAAUAAGUCUGAAUAAGCGAAAAACGCCGCUCAAGACUGAUCCAGAUGGAUUGAUACCCACCGGUGCCACCUUGAUUAUCACACCACCCGCGAUCCUUGAGCAGUGGAAACAAGAACUGAAGGAGCAUGCUCCUACGCUGCGUGUUCACCAUUACACUGGUAUCAAACGCGGACAAGAAGAGUCCGAUGAAAUGAUUGUCGGCGAGCUUGCCGAGUUUGAUGUAGUACUAACCACCUACAAUGUGAUCGCCAAAGAAAUCCACUACGCUGGCGCGCAUCCACAGCGGAGUUUACGGCAUGAAAAGCGAUUUGAGCAAAGAAAAACCCCGCUGGUUCGCCUUUCGUGGUGGCGUGUAUGUCUGGACGAGGCACAGAUGGUUGAAAGUGGAGUCAGCAAUGCAGCUAAAGUCGCUCGUCUGAUUCCUCGAGAGAUCGCCUGGGCUGUGACUGGUACUCCGCUGCGCAGGAACAUAGACGAUCUGUUUGGUCUUCUUCUCUUCCUCCAUUAUGAGCCUUACUGCUUUUCAUCCUCUUUAUGGAAAAGGUUGUGCUCAUGUUUCGGACCGGUCCUAGCGAAGAUUAUCAACCAAAUCACCCUUCGGCACAGCAAAAGCCAAUUACUUGAUGAGCUUCGUUUGCCGCCCCAAAAACGCAUUGUGAUAACUACACCCUUCACAGCUGUGGAAGAACAGCAUUAUAAGCAGCUUUUUGAGGAAAUGUGCGAACAGUGCGGGUUGAACGAAUCAGGGGGACCUCUUCGAGCCGAUUGGAACCCCGAAGAUCCUGCAAUUAUAGAAAAGAUGCGCACCUGGUUGACAAGACUUCGUCAGACCUGUCUUCAUCCAGAGGUUAGCGGAAGCAAUCGUCGAGCGCUACGCAUGACCGGUGGUCCAUUGCGGACUGUGGACCAAGUUCUGGAAGUCAUGAUUGAUACCAACGUGGCCGCCAUUCGUGCAGAAGAGCGGUCUCUCCUUCUCUCUCAACUUCGACGAGGUCAGCUUCUAGAGAAUGCAAGACGCCGCCAAGAAGCCCUCGCUCUGUGGCAAAACGCAUUGAAUUAUGCCACUGAGCUAGUCAAUGAAACCAGAGAACAAUUGCGUCUAAUUAAAGCCAAUGAUGCUGUCAAUGACAGGAAUGGGACAAUCGAACAUCUCGACAAAAUGUCUGAUGAGGAUGCCGAAGAGGCGGACAAGAACAGUCGGCUCGGCCAAUGCCGACUGAGGCUUCGAGCUGCACUCGAGGUCCAGCACAUUGCAGUAUUCUUCACUGCAAACGCAUAUUACCAAAUCAAGAGUGAUACAAAUCUCACACAGCCAGACUCAGAUGAGUACAAAGCGCUCGAGAAACGCGAAGAAGAUGGCUAUGAAGCUGCGAAAGUCAUUCGCAAGGAGAUGUUGACGGAGAUCUCCCGAAAGGUUGAGCAGUCCAUGCAAAGAAUCAAGACCAAAGCACGAGAUAAGCAGUUCACAAUCAUCCCGCAAAUGAAACCACAUUUGUACAGCAGAGGUGUGGAGUCAUACCAUUUGCUCAACAAAUUCGAAGACUUGUGUACGGCUCUCAACAAACAUGCCGAGCAAUACAAGGAAUGGCGGGAUGUCAUGGCCAAGUUGGUUUCACAGUCACUUAUUGACCAGGAGGAAGACGCAGAACUGGAAGGUAAUGAGUAUGAGCGGUCCACGAAACAUCAGGAUGAAAUGUAUGUUUACAUGGAGGCUUUGCGUUCCAUGUAUGCCGACCGUCAUGAUGCUCUCACCGGUCAAAAGAACCAGCUGAUCUCUCACGAAGUCAAAAUGGGCAUCAUCCAGGCUCAGAAAGGCGAAGGGCCCUCUCCGGAACUCUUUCUCAAGAUCAUGAACACUCGCAGUGAGCUUAUGCCUGAUCCUACUCUGGGAUCGCUACGCAGCAUCGUUGGCGAGCUGCGCAGUCUCGUGACAUCGCUAGACUGGCAAGCCAGCGCGGGCAAUUCGCGUGCUCGUGCUGAACAUGAGAUGGUUGAAUUGGUCUUAAAGAAUGCCGGUCGAAUGGUGGCCGAGCAACUCAAAGUAUCGUCAAGUUUGCAGAGAGAAGUCGAGAUGUUCCGCGAUACUAUGAACAGCCGCUUGGAGUAUUAUCGUCACUUGCAGCAGAUUUCGGACACAGUGGCCCCAUAUGACGAGGAAAGUGUAGGCAAGCCGCUGGACGAGAAGGCCUUCGCGUUGAAGCUCGAACAAGAGGAAAUUCUUGAGGCGAAGAUCGCUUCUCUCAAGAGCAAAGCAAGAUAUCUCCUUCAUUUGAAGGACGACACUACUUCCGACAGUAGCUCUCGAACAUGCAUUAUCUGCCAGUCCACCAUUGAAAUUGGCGUAUUGACCGUGUGUGGCCACAAGUACUGCAGCGGGUGUUUGCGGCUAUGGUGGGCUGCACACCGGAAUUGUCCAAUGUGCAAAAGGUCUCUGUCGCGCAAGGAUUUCCAUCAGAUCACAUACAAGCCCCAGGAUCUAGUUGCACAAGAGGAAACGUCACACAUCAGACCGGACCAUGAGGGUCAUUCCCAAAAUGCCAUCUAUAGCGAUAUAAGCUCGGGUCAUCUCAAUGAGAUCAAGAAAGUCGAAUUGCAUGGCUCUUACGGAACGAAGGUUGAUACUCUGGCCCGACACGUCUUAUGGUUACGCGAACACGACCCUGGUGCAAAAUCCAUCAUAUUUUCACAAUACGGAGCCUUCCUUGAGAUAUUGCAGGCGGCAUUCUCUAGCUUUGGAAUCAUCAGCACCGGUAUUGACUCUUUAGAUGGCAUCGAGAGGUUCAAAAAAGACCCAGCGGUCGAAUGCUUUUUGUUGCACGGGAAAGCACAAUCAUCCGGGUUGAAUUUGAUCAACGCAACCCAUGUCUUCCUAUGCGAGCCGCUCAUCAAUACUGCAAUCGAGCUACAGGCCAUCGCUCGAGUCCAUCGUAUCGGCCAACAUCGACCAACGACGGUGUGGAUGUACCUUGUUUCCGACACAGUCGAAGAGUCCAUAUAUGAGCUCUCAGUGACCCGACGCCUGGCUCACAUCAUCGAGAAAGAGAAGGACAAGAAAGCGGUCGCUCUAUUGACUCCUGCUGACGGCGGUGAUGUUAGCGAGGCGGCUAUUGAAUCUGCAAAUUCCAUGGAAAUGCAAGAUGCUACUCUGAUGAACUUGAUGCAGCGUGGCUUAGGUGGAGGAGAGGUGGUGAAGAAGGAUGACCUGUGGCAGUGUCUCUUUGGAAACACCAUCCGGAAAAAUGGCAAUGAUCAUUCAGCCGAGAAAGAGAGGGAAGUCGGUUUAUUCUUGAGGGGUGAAGCUGCUGAGCAGCGAAGGGAAAAUGGGAACCGGCACUGA